AUGGAAGGACAAGAUUGGUCAGUACAUUUUCAUCCUAUGGCUGAGGUUUACUUGUUGUACGACACAACUUUGAAGGGCAAAGAUGGAGACCAAGAAAGAGAAUCAAUGGCUGUGGUUAUGACAACCAUUUUGCUUGCAAAUAUAGUCUUACUUGAGACAUUUCUCCCAUCUACGAAGGUCUUUAUUUGGCGUGCUGCACAAGGUAUUCUCCCAACUUAUGCUAAUCUUCUGUCCAGACAUAUUGGUAGCCAUUCAGACUGUCCUAUUUGUAAGUGCCCAGUUGAGUCUAUAUUGCAUGCUUUGUGGGAAUGUCCUGCUGCCAAAGAUGUAUUUUGUGCUAGCACUAAGAAACUACAGAAGAUGGAAGGGGAUUUUUCAGGUUCUUUCACCCAGUUCUGGGGAAUGUCCACAAUGGUGUUAUCCCAAAGAGAUCAGGCUAUCCUUGCUAUCACUAUGAGGUGUAUAUGGCACAGACGAAAUAAAUUCAUUCAUGAUAAUGUUUUUAUUCAUCCUACUCAAAUUGCACAACAAUGUAUUCUCACUGCUGAUGAGUUUGCUUCGGCCCAGUCAACUAUGGAUGAUAGUGCCCCGAGUUUGACAAGUGUGGUGGAUGGUGGCGAAGGAUGGAAAGGUCCUCCUAAUGAGUUUGUAAAGGCCAAUUGGGAUGCGGCUAUUGAUAAGAAGGGGAACUGUACUGGAAUAGGUGUUAUUUUUAGAGAUACGUAUGGUGACUUGUUGGCUUGUACGUAG
Molecule: messenger RNA, 750 nt
Organism: Tripterygium wilfordii
Lineage: Eukaryota; Viridiplantae; Streptophyta; Magnoliopsida; Celastrales; Celastraceae
Exons: 2
Coding region: 1-750 (249 amino acids)
Source: RefSeq, a predicted model, not a curated record